Molecule: messenger RNA, 696 nt
Organism: Cylindrotheca closterium
Lineage: Eukaryota; Bacillariophyta; Bacillariophyceae; Bacillariales; Bacillariaceae
Source: the annotation of a GenBank genome assembly
AUGUCCGUGCUUCCACAAACCAGUAGCCCAAAAACAACAACUACAAAAACCCAGAGGGAGACUCUGGAUGAACCAAAGAUGGAAACAGCACAAAGAAAGAAGGUUCGUUUUCAUGGAAGAAUCAAGCGCCGCAACAUCCACUACAUCCCCGAACAGGAACAUGUGAAUGUCUGGUACAAAUCUACAGACUACGCUGAGGCUCGCAAACGAGAAAGUUUGCUGCGGCAAUGCGUCUCUACUAACAAUGAGCUCUACUGCAAGAGUAGAGAAAACUUGAACGCUCAGGGAAUUUUCACACACGAGCAAGCUUUGAAAAGGGAUGCUGCAAUCGAAGCAUCCAUCAUGGCUGUCAUCAAAGAGCAAGAGAGACAAGAAAGCGCAUUCUAUGAUGUCAACAAGUGCGGACAUUUCUCUAUCAACGCAAACAUGAUUGCCCAAUCAUACCGCUCUUACGCAAAAGAAUCUUUGGAAAAAGCACAAAACCGAGCUGCUCGCCAUGAAAAGCAUGUCCAAGACAUUGCUUGCAAACCUGAAAGUCCAUCGUCACCAUGUUCUCCUUCUCGCUUCAUGAAAAAUAUUCCUACCCAAAGAUCGGGCAAGUCUUUUUCUCGAUCAGGUAUGCAAAUUCCAAGUCCGUCUUUACUCGUCAUGCAUGAGCAGGGAUUUUCGCCGGAGGUCACCACUCCUGCUGCUUGA